CUGCCAGCAAAUAUAAAGCAGGCAGAAAAUCGUGAAAAGGCUAAACCGGCUUAGCCUCCCAGACUACAUUUUUCUCAAGUGCUGGAUGCUUCCUGCUCUCGAACAUCAAACUCAAAGUUCUUCAGCUUUGGGAUUUGGACUGGCUUCCGUGCUUCUCAGUUUUCAGACGGCCUAUUGUGGGACCUUGUGAUCAUCUGCAGGCUGCAGUAAGAGCACAGCAGAAAUGCAGACAAAAGGGGGCCAGACAUGGGCAAGAAGCGCUCUGCUGCUCGGCAUCCUGUGGGCCAUGGCACACCUGCCUCUCCCGGGGGCCUCCCUGCCCCAACGUCUCCCAAGGGACACAGAAAAUAGCACCCAAUGUGUUAUUUCUCCAUCAUCAGAGUUUCCCGAAGGGUUUUUCACAAGACAAGAGCGCAGAGAUGGAGGCAUUAUCAUCUACUUCCUAAUUAUCGUUUACAUGUUCAUGGCCAUAUCUAUUGUCUGUGAUGAGUACUUCUUACCCUCCCUGGAAAUCAUCAGUGAAUCCCUUGGACUGUCUCAGGAUGUUGCAGGCGCAACUUUCAUGGCAGCGGGUAGUUCAGCUCCUGAAUUAGUUACUGCUUUCCUAGGUGUAUUUAUCACAAAGGGAGAUAUUGGCAUUAGCACCAUUCUUGGAUCUGCAAUUUAUAAUCUCCUUGGCAUCUGUGCAGCCUGUGGCUUGCUAUCUAAUAUGGUUUCAACACUAUCAUGUUGGCCCCUAUUCAGAGACUGUGCAGCAUACGCAAUUAGUGUAGCAGCAGUUCUUGGUAUAAUAUACGACAACCAAGUUUACUGGUAUGAAGGAACUUUACUGCUUUUGAUAUAUGGAUUAUAUGUUUUGGUGCUGUGUUUUGACAUUAAAAUUAACCAAUAUAUUAUAAAGAAAUGCAGUCCUUGCUGCACCUGUCUUGCCAAAGCGAUGGAGAGAAGUGAACAACAGCCACUGAUGGUAUGGGAAGAUGAAGGUCAACCAUUCAUUCGUCGGCAAUCAAGAACUGAUAGUGGAAUAUUUUAUGAAGACUCUGGCUACUCUCAGCUCUCUAUAAGUUUACAUGGUCUUAGUCAGGUUUCUGAAGAUCUACCAAGUGUUUUCAACAUGCCUGAAGCAGACUUAAAAAGAAUUUUCUGGGUAUUAUCCCUUCCUAUUAUCACAUUACUUUUUCUAACCACACCAGAUUGUAGAAGAAAGUUUUGGAAAAACUACUUUGUGAUAACCUUUUUCAUGUCUGCACUAUGGAUAUCUGCAUUUACAUACAUCCUGGUCUGGAUGGUCACAAUAACUGGGGAAACACUAGAAAUUCCAGAUACAGUAAUGGGCCUUACUUUAUUAGCAGCGGGAACAAGCAUACCAGACACAAUUGCAAGUGUGUUGGUUGCAAGAAAAGGGAAAGGAGAUAUGGCUAUGUCUAACAUCGUGGGAUCCAAUGUGUUUGAUAUGUUGUGCCUUGGUAUUCCAUGGUUUAUUAAAACUGCAUUUAUAAAUGGAUCAGCUCCUGUAGAAGUAAACAGCAGAGGACUAACUUAUACAACCAUCUCUCUCAACAUUUCAAUUAUUUUUCUUUUUUUAGCAGUUCACUUUAAUGACUGGAAACUAGACAGAAAGUUGGGAGUAGUCUGCCUAUUAUCAUACUUGGGACUUGCUACAUUAUCAGUUCUAUAUGAACUUGGAAUUAUUGGAAAUAACAAAAUAAGGGGCUGCAGAGAUUGAUAUUAUUCAUAGUGUUAUGCAGAAAAUGUGAAUGGCAGGGAGGGGCAGAGACAAAAAUCCAUUUCUUCAUUUAAAUGAAACUUUUAAAAUCCUGAACUUUAGAAUCUAAAACUUACAGUAAUUUAAAACCAACCAAAAUCACAUCCUAAUUUUUCUGAGACCUUUCUUUUCAUGAACAAAUACAUAUUAUGAAACAGAAGUUUUUGGGGGGAAAAAAAAUCUAUGUUUUACUGUACAAUAAGUUGAUAAAAACUGGAGAAACUAGAGCAAACAAAUCCCACUAUGUACUACUGAAAACAACAAGAAAAUGGCUUAUUUCAUUAAAAACAGUAUAACCAUUCAUUUAAACUGAAUGACCAGACUUGCUGUCUUUAAAAACCCAAACUUGAGAUAAACAAAAAUUACAGUAUAUUUUUAACAUUAUACUGUUAAAAGCUGGUGGGAGUUUUAAAAGUUCAUUUUUACAGCUUUUGUAAGCAUACAAUAUUACUUUAAAAAAUGACUUUUACUAGGAGAUUCAGCAAAACAGAUGUAGGAAUGUUCCAACCAUGGCUUGAACUUAUGCAUUACGAUCCAAGCGAACAUCAAUUUCUCUGCCACUGAUUUUUAUGCCAUUCAUUAUUCUGCAGGCCUUUUCAGCUGAUUCUGGGGAGUCAAAUCUGACUGUUCCACAGCCUUUUGACUUUCCAUUCUCCAUUUUUAUUUCUGCAAACAUUACAUGACCUGUAAAAUAAAAGUUACAGAAUUACUAGUCAGUUUAAA
This is a messenger RNA of Callithrix jacchus (white-tufted-ear marmoset), 2488 nucleotides long. It is a transcript of the gene SLC24A5, whose product is annotated as solute carrier family 24 member 5. Gene Ontology annotation, cellular component: membrane; trans-Golgi network. The record is from RefSeq and is a predicted model, not a curated record. Gene Ontology annotation, biological process: calcium ion transmembrane transport; melanocyte differentiation; intracellular calcium ion homeostasis. Gene Ontology annotation, molecular function: calcium, potassium:sodium antiporter activity; calcium channel activity. Lineage: Eukaryota; Metazoa; Chordata; Mammalia; Primates; Cebidae.